GUUGGGUUUAAUGAAACAAUAUGAUAAGUUGAUGUUUAGUUUCCACCAAUUAACUUCAUAUUUACUCAAAUAACUUUCUUCUCUGCACAAUCUGAGGUCAGCCAUUGAAGCCGAAGAUGGGUCGUGGAAAAACGGUCUAUGAAUGCAUCAAAAACGAACGAGAACGUAAAAUUUCUUUCAUGCAAAGAAAAGAUGGAAUCAUGAAGAAAAUUUCAACAUUUUCAAAGUUAUGUAAAGUUGAAGCUUGUCUAAUUGUUUAUGGAGAUGAUUCUUCUCGACCAAUGACUUGGCCACAAGAACAUUCAAAGGUGCAAUCCAUCAUUAAAAAGUACGAGGUUCAAAAGAAUAAUGAGACACACCCCAUAAUCUUUGAUGAAGAAGAAUUUUUCAAGAACAAGAAGAUCAUGAUUGAAGCCGAGAUUUCUAAAUUGAGAAAGAAGGUAUUCAAACUCAAAUAUCCUACCAUGGAUCCAAUCUUUACUACCUUAGAUGGGAACCAAUUGAUGGAGUUCAUUGCUUUGGUGAACACUAAAAUUAAAGCUUGUAAGAAAAGAAUUGACAUGUUGAAGGAGAGUAAUCAAGAUAAUGGUAGCAACUUCAAUGUUGACCAAAAUCAAAGUCAACUCAAUUUCAUGAACAACAUUUCUAAUCAUGAUUAUGCUCUUCAUCAUGAUAAUUUGGUAUAUCAAACUCAAAACCCUAAGUUUGAUCCAAAUGUUACUUAUUUUGUGGCAAAGAACAAUGGGAUGAUCAUGGAUUCUAUUAGCCAAGUUAAUGUGUCUCUAGAUUGUUCUACUACAAAUCAAGUUGCGAUUAUGAAUUCUAAAGAAAAGAAUGUUAUUGUGGAUUCUACAAAUCAAAUCAGUGAAGAUGGUGAUCUUAUUAAUUGGGAUGAUUUUGUUGAGGUUGAGAAUUGGAUUGAUCAACUUCAAUAUGAGACUGAUUUAAAAGAGAUUCUUUCUCAUCAAUCUCAGAAUGUGCCACAAUCUUCACAAAUCUUGCCACCAAUAACAAUGGAUGGAUUUUUGGCUGAUGAGAAGAACAAUGACCACCAAUUUCAACCAUUCAACAUGUAAAUGAAGUAGACUAGAGUUGCAAAUUGAAAUAAAUAUAGUUCUAGUGUUUUUUUUGUUCUUUUUAUUUGUUUAUAUUCUCUUAAUUUAGCAAGUAUGUUAUUAACAGUGUUGACUUUGACUCAUUUAUAUAAAUAUUUAUAAUUUCGAUCAACAAUUAUAUUUUGAUGAUAGUAUUAUAUAUUCAAAGUCAAGAUGUUUUCACUAUUUUAAAGCAAAUCAUUUUUUUUUUUGUUAACAAACCAUAUAUUUUCCUAGCUGCAAAUUUAUUACCAAUUUUUUUGAUUUUUUAUCAUAUUUUUUGGAUCUGAUUAAAGAUACACACUUUCAUAUAAAAAAGCCCAAGACUUUGAACCCAGAAAUUAAAAUCCUAAUUGAACAAAAAAGAGGAACAAUUGCUCUCACUGUUCUCACUCACAUUCCCAUAACCAAACGAGCAGCAAAAUCAGAGAAAACACCAUUCCUUUCUUUCUCGGGUCCCCACCUUAAAACCUUUCAUCACCUCCUUCUCCUUCUUCUUCUUCUUCUUCUUCUUCUUCAGCUGACAGAUACAAAGGACCGAAGCCAAAACGCGACUUCCUUGCCCACUGGGUAUCCAAAAA
This is a messenger RNA of Arachis ipaensis, 1675 nucleotides long. Its product is annotated as agamous-like MADS-box protein AGL80. Gene Ontology annotation, molecular function: DNA binding; protein dimerization activity. The record is from RefSeq and is a predicted model, not a curated record. NCBI's taxonomy places the organism in Eukaryota, Viridiplantae, Streptophyta, Magnoliopsida, Fabales, Fabaceae.